Molecule: messenger RNA, 1152 nt
Organism: Actinia tenebrosa (Australian red waratah sea anemone)
Lineage: Eukaryota; Metazoa; Cnidaria; Anthozoa; Actiniaria; Actiniidae
Biological process (GO): G protein-coupled receptor signaling pathway
Cellular component (GO): plasma membrane
Molecular function (GO): G protein-coupled receptor activity
Source: RefSeq, a predicted model, not a curated record
GAACUCCUGGUCUUCAUGGAGUUGAUCACGAACUAUACAAAUGGCUCACUAGAGAUACCCAAACAUCAAUGGCCAAGAAUAGAAACUUGUUCCAAAAAGACCAUCAAUAACUGGAAACUUUUCCGUCAAAAUUCCAGCUUAAUUUAUGAACCUUUUCCAUACCAAAGCGAGACACGAGCCCUAACAACUACAUGGAUAGUGAUUGGAGUUCUCGGCAUAAUAGAAAACUCUUUCAUCAUAUACGUUACAAGGGCUAGAAAAACGUUUCGUGGCCCAAUCACGGACAAGGCCGGCCAAAGAAAGGCGUYGGUCUAUUUUUUUAUAUACAACUUGGCUUAUUCAGACAUCAUGACGUCAGUAUCGUCCAUUAUCUUGGUGGUCCAGUUUCAUUUUGAUGUGUUUCUUGAAACAUGGAGCUGUCGUUUGAUCCGCUUUAUCGGGUUUUUGUUUACCACCAUUACAAUGGAAAUCCUGUUGGUAAUCUCUGUUGAACGUUACUAUGCAGUAGUUCAUCCUUAUCGAUCUUUCGACAUCGUAACUUCAAGGAGCCUUGUCCGUGGAGCCUGGUGUGUCGGGUUUUUGUUAACAGUUGUUGCCACGGUAACGUAUGACGUCAAAAGGGUGUGUGUUACUUCUGUUGUUUACAGCAUGGCAUGUAUUCCAGCCAAUACCCCUGUCGCUAACACCCUGUCACUUCUCUUCGUCCUCCUCAUCUAUCUUAUUCCAGGAGUUAUCAUAACUUUCACCACGUUAUCUACAAUCUGUAACAUAAAAUCCACCAAUACUGUCAACAUACUACCAAAUGCAGCAGAACACCUACAGAAGAUCCGAGCUACAAGAAUUCUUUCUAGUGUAAUUUUUUUCUUCAUCGUACCAUACUUGGGUCUUGUGGUAUAUACUGUAGCACUUAAGUAUGGGAAACUGAAGAAGCUAGGGCACAAAACGAUCCACCUUUUGGGAUAUGCUACUGCAAUAAUAUGCUUUUCCAACUGUGUAAUCAAUCCUAUUUUGUUGGUUUUCCAUAUGAAAAGUCUUCAACAGAAGUUAAAAGCCUUUUUUAAAUUCAGGGCUGUAAGGAUUCCCGAAAGUAGCCAAGGGGCUGAUCCUGGGGUGACAAUGAGCGCAACUGGUCACCCUCCUUUUGCACAAUAA